CACCAACGUCGCCAUACCCAAUUCCCUCCACGCUCGCUAUGUCCGCACCGAGCCGGUGCCUGGCCACGGCAUCUAGGAAUCUUACCACUACACCAGCGGCGCGCAUUGCGCAUCGGACCUUCGCUUCCACCACACCGAAUUCGGCUGCAUUAUCACGACAGACAACGACAGAGCAGACAAGAUGCGUUCGGGAUAUACAGAGAACACGAAUUCACAGCAGGAAGAUCGCGGGUGAUUGUCAGGGACAGACGCGGUUGUUUUCACAGUCGGCGUCGCGCAGCAAGCUCAAGACGAUUGAUCAGAUCAAGGCGAGGAAUAAAGGUGGACCAUUCAACCUCACGGCAGGUAUCCUCUUCAUCGCAACUUGCGGAGGACUAUGGGCCUAUUUCACGUACGAGAAAGAGCGACUUGCACGGAAGCGAAUAGCAGAGCAAACAAAGGGCAUUGGCAAGCCCAAAGUAGGCGGACCAUUCCAGCUUGUCGACCAGGACGGCAAGGUAUUUAGCAAUGAGGACAUGCUAGGCAAAUACUCAUUGGUGUACUUUGGCUUCACCCACUGCCCCGACAUUUGCCCCGACGAGCUCGAUAAAAUGGCCCUCAUGUACGACAAAGUUGUGGCCCAGUGCGGCAAUGUCCUCCUCCCCAUAAUGAUCACAUGCGACCCCGCACGCGAUAACCCCAAAGUCCUGAAAGAAUACUUAGCCGAAUUCCAUCCCGACUUCAUUGGCUUGACAGGCGACUACGAACAGAUCAAGAGCGUUUGCAAAGCAUACAGGGUCUACUUUAGUACGCCAAGCAGUGUAAAGCCCGGCCAGGAUUACCUAGUAGACCACAGCAUCUACUUUUAUCUGAUGGAUCCUGAAGGCGAUUUCGUCGAGGCUAUUGGCAGGAAUUUCACCGCUGAUCAAGCGGCUAAAGUCAUUUCAGACCAUAUCAAGGACUGGGAGAAGCCGCUAAAGAAGGAGACGAGAUGGGAGUAGAUGCGCGAAGAUGCAGUGUCUACGCUUUUAUGCCGCUACGAGAGAGCAACAACGAAUGCGUGUAUAAUAAUAGUGUAGGAAUACGGCGAUGACAGACGUGUACUAUAAUGUAGUAAGAUGCAUGUAAAUAACACCAUAUAUUUAACAAGACUUUAUAUCGAA
This is a messenger RNA of Pyrenophora tritici-repentis Pt-1C-BFP, 1142 nucleotides long. RefSeq names its product protein SCO1-SenC-PrrC. Gene Ontology annotation, cellular component: mitochondrial inner membrane. The record is from RefSeq and is a predicted model, not a curated record. Lineage: Eukaryota; Fungi; Ascomycota; Dothideomycetes; Pleosporales; Pleosporaceae. Gene Ontology annotation, molecular function: copper ion binding; copper chaperone activity. Gene Ontology annotation, biological process: intracellular copper ion homeostasis; mitochondrial respiratory chain complex IV assembly.